Molecule: messenger RNA, 1475 nt
Organism: Mercurialis annua (annual mercury)
Lineage: Eukaryota; Viridiplantae; Streptophyta; Magnoliopsida; Malpighiales; Euphorbiaceae
Exons: 12
Coding region: 88-1161 (357 amino acids)
Source: RefSeq, a predicted model, not a curated record
AAAAAUCGCCAUUACUAAAGCCGUUUAUCAAGUGAAGUGAUAAAUAAAACCCUUCCCUGAACGUUAAUAAAACCAGCCAACAAACAAAUGGGGAAGAAGAAGAAGAGAGCAGAAUCAGAACCUGAACCUGAUACAGAACCAAACCGCCACCAAACACCAGACGCCGUCAACGGCGACGGUGAUUCCGGUAAGAAAAUAAAGAAGAAAAAGAAGAAGGAAAAACCUAAUGAAAUAGAAGGGAAGGAAAAGCCUACAGUAAGCGUAGCUUUACCUGGUUCAAUCAUCGACAACACUCAAUCUCUCGAGCUAGCUACUCGACUGGCCGGACAAAUUGCGCGUGCCGCCACAAUUUUUCGUAUUGAUGAGAUAGUGGUGUUUGAUAAUGGGAGUAGCUCGGUGAAAGAGGAUCCUACAGUUAACAACUCGGAUGAAAAUGAAAGUGGUGCUGCAUUUCUCAUAAGGAUAUUGCGGUAUCUUGAGACGCCACAGUAUCUAAGAAAAGCUCUCUUUCCUAGGCUUAAUAGCUUGAGAUUUGUGGGUCUAUUGCCUCCACUUGAUGCUCCACACCAUGUGCGUAAGCAUGAGUGGGUUCCAUAUCGCGAAGGUGUCACACUAAAUGAAAAAGCUCCAAACUCUGUAGGAACACUAGUUGAUGUGGGUCUGAGUAAGAAUGUUCUUAUUGAUCAAGUACUUGAACCUGGCAUAAGAGUAACUGUGGCAAUGGGCGCUGAUCGCAAUUUGGAUGCUGAUUUACCACGCCAGGUUGUCUCAUUGUCAAAGCCCAGAGAGGAAGCUGGAAUGUAUUGGGGAUACAGAGUGCGAUAUGCUUCUAGUAUUAGUUCAAUGCUUAAUGAUUCCCCAUACCAGGGUGGCUAUGAUCAUGUAAUUGGUACCUCAGAGCAUGGUCAGAUUAUUAACUCAUCAGAGCUCUCCUUGCCGAGUUUCAGGCAUUUGAUGAUUGCUUUUGGGGGGCUUGCGGGACUGGAAGAGUGUAUUGAAGAAGACAGUAAAUUAAAGGGUACAAAUGUUCGAGAGGUUUUUGAUUCAUACUUGAACACCUGCCCUCAUCAAGGAAGUCGAACAAUUCGAACUGAGGAAGCAAUAUUCAUAUCACUUCAAUAUUUCCAAGAACCGAUAAAUGGAGCCUUGCGAAGAUCUUAAGCAGCGAGCUGAAUAUCCCACUUGGCUAGGAAUGGCGUGUCAUAUGCAGCUUGUGACAUGGCAUUCUGUUGUAUGGACGAGGAGAAAGGGUGACACCUAGAUAUUGGAACAUGUCAACUGUGUGCUACAGUUAUUAGCCACGCAGACAUAUGGAUAUGUUGCUAUUGGUAUAUGGACACUUGGCAUAUAAUACUUGGCCGAAAUGAUCCAUCAUAUGCACGGGCGGAACCAUGACACAAACUCAGAAUGAUCGAAAUUUUUACGUUCGCAUAUUUAAAAAUAUUAAACAAUGGUAAAUGCUGUAACAAAUACUU